AUGCCUCUCAUCGUCGACGUCCACACACAUGUCUACCCCCCAGCAUACAUGCAGAUGCUACGAAGCCGCAAAACAGUCCCCUAUGUGCACGAUCCUUCCAAUAAUCGAGAUCCCCGCCUGAUUAUUCUCUCCUCAGAUGAUGACGCCUCCAUCCCGCUCGACCAGCGUGGUCGCCCAGUCGAUUCCUCCUACUGGGAUAUCAAUGUGAAGCUAUCAUUCAUGCGUCAACACGGUAUAAACUGCAGCGUUAUCUCCCUCGCCAAUCCCUGGCUAGACUUUGUGGAGCCGGCUGAAGCCCAGAUGUGGGCGGAGAGGAUCAAUGACGAUCUGGAAAAGACCUGUGCGACUGUGAACAAGGCCGCGGAUCCGGGGAAUACUUUGACUCUCGACCAGAAGGAAACCUUGUUCGCAUUCGGUGCAUUGCCGUUGAGUGCACCGAGUUCCGAAUCUGUUGUUGCUGAGAUUAAACGGCUCAAGACGCUCGAGCAUUUAAGGGGCGUGAUCAUGGGGACCUCAGGGCUGGGCAAGGGAUUGGAUGACGCAAGGCUUGAUCCGGUUUGGGAGGCGCUACAGGAAACAGAUAUGCUAAUGUUUCUGCAUCCGCAUUAUGGGUUACCAGAAGAGGCUUAUGGUGGACCUGAGACGACGGGUCGGUAUGGCCAUGUACUUCCGCUGGCGUUAGGGUUCCCACUUGAGACGACGAUUGCGGUAACGCGGAUGCUGCUAUCGGGUGUCUUUGAUCGCUUUCCGCGAUUGAAAAUUCUCCUGGCUCAUUCGGGUGGCACGCUUCCUUUCCUCGCUGGGCGAAUUGAGAGCUGUAUUCUCCAUGAGCGCAAGUUUAUCUCUGGCGGUGGUGAUGUGCAGGGACCACAGAGGAGUGUGUGGGAUGUGCUCAAGACAAAUAUUUAUUUGGACGCGGUAGUAUAUGGCAAGCCUGGCUUGGAGGCGGCUAUGACUGCGUCGGGCUCCGAUCGUCUUCUUUUUGGGACGGAUCAUCCAUUCUUCCCUCCCUUGGACUCGAAGGAUAACAGCUGGCCGAGCGUGACGACCAACUACCAAGCAAUCCAUGCGACUUUCGACACUAACUCUAAGACAGUGGCAGAUGUACUGGGAGGUAACGCUGCUCGCAUUCUAAAUCUGAAAUGA
Aspergillus nidulans FGSC A4 is the source of this 1146-nucleotide messenger RNA. Its product is annotated as amidohydrolase family protein. The record is from RefSeq and is a predicted model, not a curated record. Gene Ontology annotation, molecular function: carboxy-lyase activity; hydrolase activity. The transcript has 2 exons. Lineage: Eukaryota; Fungi; Ascomycota; Eurotiomycetes; Eurotiales; Aspergillaceae. The coding region runs from base 1 to 1146 and encodes 381 amino acids.